AUGUUCCCUCAGCCUACACUGAUAGGAGGGCAGAGCUUUCAGUCGGGUGUGUCGGAGCCGUGAGCGGGAGCGCGCCGCCACUUUGUAUCCUUUGGAUAGUUUGUUGCAGUUUGGUCCCAGAUCGCUACAAAGUGUUCGGUCGAGAGAGCGCGGAAAGGCGGGGAGCAUCAUGACCAAAGACCAGCUCAGGCCGCGGCUUUGUGUCAUCAGCAAGGGCCCCAAUGGCUACGGGUUCCAUCUGCACGGGGAGAAGGGCAAGACGGGUCAGUUCAUCCGCCUGGUGGAAGAGAGCUCGCCGUCCGAGGGAGCGGGGCUGAAGGCCGGUGACAGGGUGGUGCAUGUCAAUGGCGACAACGUGGAGCAGGACAGCCACCAGCAAGUGGUGCAGAAGAUCAAGGCAGUGGCCAACGAGACGCGGCUGCUAGUGGUGGACAAGGAGACGGACGAGCUGCUGAAGAGCAUGGGGCUGGAGUGUAAGGAAGAGUAUAUCCACGGCAUCCCGGACCAGGAGCAGGGCGCCGAGCAGCUGCCCGAGCCCAAAGACCCAACACCGACAGCCGAGCUCAAUCAGGCUGACAGCGUGUCUCAGACUAGCAGCGAUAAGGGAUCGACAGAGGCAGCCAGGGAACUGCGUCCCCGACUCUGCUGCAUACAGAAGGGCUCCAAGGGUUACGGCUUCAACCUUCACAGCGAGAAGUCCAAGACUGGACAGUACAUCCGUGCCGUGGACCCCGACUCUCCGGCAGAACAUUCCGGACUGCUGCCCCAGGACCGCAUCAUCGAGGUGAACAGGAUGAGUGUGGAAGGGAAGCAGCACGCUGACGUGGUGACGGCCAUUAAGAACGGCGGCAUGGAGACCUUGCUGCUGGUCGUCGAUCCAGAAACGGAUGAGUUUUUCAAAAAGUGCAAGAUUUCACCAACGGUUGCCCACCUGACAGGACCUCUGCCCCAGCCGAUUGUGAACGGAGAGGCCGACCAGAAGGCCAACGGGAAUGUGUCGGUACCAGUCACGCCCACAUCAGAGCCGUCUUCCAACUCUUCCUCUUCACCCUCCACCCCAACCACUCCAGCCAGGGAAGCCGGCAGCCACGUGGAGGAGCCCCCCGGUGACGUGGAGACCAAGUUUACCGAGAUGGGCCUGGACCUCAGUACGUCUGCGGCAGCGGCCAAGGAGAAGAUGCGCUCGAAGCGGCUGAGCAAGAAGGCGCCGCAGAUGGACUGGAGCAGGAAGAACGAGCUCUUCAGCAACUUGUAGAGCCGCCCGCCGGGGACUCUCCUCUGCGCGGUAACUUCACAAAAACGUAAUCUGGUAAUUUGUUUUCCCAAACCCAGCUAAUCUUAACCAGUGCAUUCCGAGAUAUCUGAUCGGCGAGCACUCCCCAUCUCUGGGUUAAUUAAAUCCCCGCCUCCCUCAGGACAAACCCAGGCCUGGCCCAUGGUGGUCCCCGGCUGCUGUCAGCUGGGUUACCCUGGGAUAGCGGACCCAGACCUGACAUCUCCCUGUGGACGUGUGUGUGUCAGUCUCCCCGUGGGGUUGUGCGUAAAUCUCCCUCCGUGUGUGUGUGUGUGUGUGUGGUCUCCCCGGGGGGGUGUCUCGUCAGUGGUUGUCAGUUCACUUGGUCUGGGGAUGACCCGCUGUCAGUUGGGGACAGCCCAGCAUUGUGCCAGGGCUGGGGCAGUGAGGCUGAGGGCUACAGUGGGGCACUAGGCUGGGAUCAGCGCUGUAGGGCUAUUAGCAAUUAGGCUCUUCUUUGGGUUUUGGGGACUGUAUCUUGUAUUAUCCUUCCCUUUGGUUGAUCUUCCUGCUACCUGCUGGAGAUUAGUUGCAUUAGCUGAGAAUCUAACCUCAUCUGCACAGCAAUAAUUAACUGGAGUCUUUAGUAAAGAGCCUGUUUGGUUCUGUUGGUGGUCUAGAUUUCAAAGCAAGUUGAUGGAUGUUGUACCAUUCAACUCUAUGAUGCAAUGUAAUGGCAGAUUCUGGUCAGCAUGGACCAAUCCAUCCCUCCCCAAAGUCCCAGUGCUGCCAUUGGAUUGCAACUGUCCAUCAGUAGCAAAAUGUGCCAACACAGCCUCAACCCCCCCGGCCAGGAGACGGCUCUCUGUGUGUGAACUCCUGAGACUGCAUAUCAUACAGCCCCUGGGUCUUUGUUUGAGCUGUUAGCUCUCACACAUUUCAAGAACCGCAAGUCUCUCUGGGCCCUUCAGCCCACUAACACCAGCUCUCCUGGGGUCCCUCUGCUCCUGCACCUUGAAUUGUAUUUUCCUACAUCACAUUCCAAGGGAACAAUGUUAAACAUCUCACUCUUGCACUUUCACUCGCGCUCCCUCUCCCCCCACACUCAUGCAUACAUUCCUCAUGGUGAACAAUUCAUAUUUGCUUUGAAUCCUGCAAAUUUAAUUGGGUCACUUCAAAUCUCCCUUACAAAGGCUAGCUAGCCAGUGGCAGAGUGAACUGUUUGCAAUCAUGAAAGAGACUUGUCUUUGGUGCAGAGUAUAAACAGCCUCUUUGGCACUUCCCCAUUGAGGAGCUAAAACUGCUGGACCGUGCGUGUCUGGAGAGAGAUGGCUUUAUUCUGAUCUAUUAUCACUGAAAUGUGCCAUUUGGGCCAAUUAACUCGCUGGACAAAGAUGAAGGAGCUGAUUACAUUUGUCCAAUUAACAAUGCCUUCAUCCCUUUCCUACAAAUGAAUCUUGUCUCUGGGCUGGUUUGUACGAUCCUUUUGUUGCCACAGUAUAAAGGGAGUCCUUGUUGGCUGGUUUUAUAUUGUCGGUAUUUUGUUAACUCCUUCCACCCUGCACACAGUGCUCCAUCUCCUGCUGCUCCUGGACUGCAACCUUCAAGGCACCUGCUGAGCACUGGGAUCUGGAGCUGCUUGUACAUGGCUGUCACCUCUGGUGUUUAUAAUUUACUUCUAUUGGCCACGAAUAAGUUAGGAUCUAAAAAGAUUAAUCAACUUUAAAAUCUUGCAAUCUGGGCACACUAUGUCAAAAGGAGUUUACGAUUAGUAGUUAAUUUAGUUUAGUAGAAGAUGGGACAUUGUGACGGAGGUGCUGAAUGAGGUGAAAAUGUCAAUGAUUGGGUAGGAGUUGUGUUCAUCCUCUCCCACUGAGAUUGAGAAUAUAUUUCAGAAGGUGGCUUUGGUUAGUCAAUGUAAAGCUAAAACAGUUAGUCCUGAGGAGGCAAUGCAGUCUCUUGGAGGGGUGGGUAGACCCCAGUAGACUGUGCUGCCAUUACCUGCCUCUAGUGGUUUAAUGAUGGGGUUUGUUGAGAUCUGCAUGGAUAGGAGGGUGGAGAUAAAUGGGAGGGGCUGACAGACGGCUCAGAAAGCAGGAGACUUUGAUGGAAGGAUCAGAGGGGCUGGUGAGGAGAGUGUUGUCACCCAGAGUGGUCUGGAACUCUGGCAGGCAGAUGUAAACAUUGAAACUGUGGGGUCUACCUGAGGGGCACAGGUCCUCACACUGCAAGACUCGUUCUCAACAGUGGCCCGAGAGACCUUGUCCACUGACAAAAAUCCAUCCUUCCUGCAUGUGCCUCUCAGGCAGGUGCCUGAAACAUUCCACCACCGGUGAUCUGUUCCCUAGAUUCACAGUUUACCACAGGCACCACAACCUUUACACAUUCGCUAUCUUGAGCUAAUCCUGUGAAAGUUUCACUCCGCCCUGGGAUGGAGAUCAGGUUGCAAACCUGAGUCACCCUGGUCUGUUUCCAAAUGUAUCAUAAUGCAAUUUCCCCUUUGUUUUGCAUUUAAAACAUGUACAUUGUUGUUUUAAGCACGGGUGGAGUGAGGAGUGUGGGUUCUGCCUGUUGGUUGAGUUGGGUUGUAUUUGUCUACCUGAUGUUGGCUUCUGUCAUUGGACCCUGUCUGAUGUAGUCGAGUGCAGAGGCUCCCCCAGGGUGGUGAACUUUAACCUGCCACCUCUGAAGGAAAGGCACCACCAGUCUUGGCGAGGAGGUGCUCCUCUGUGUGCUGGGUAGGAGACUAAUUGUCUCAGUCUGAGUGAAGAAGACCAGAAUGAUUUGUGUCCAAAUUCCAGUAACUGUAAUUUUUAGAAACUAUAUUUUUAUCAGUAAAUGUAAAUUUUAUGAAAUAAAAGUUAAGAAUCA
Leucoraja erinaceus (little skate) is the source of this 4105-nucleotide messenger RNA. RefSeq names its product NHERF family PDZ scaffold protein 1b (gene nherf1b). The transcript has 6 exons. The record is from RefSeq and is a predicted model, not a curated record. NCBI's taxonomy places the organism in Eukaryota, Metazoa, Chordata, Chondrichthyes, Rajiformes, Rajidae. The coding region runs from base 170 to 1255 and encodes 361 amino acids. Gene Ontology annotation, biological process: protein localization to plasma membrane. Gene Ontology annotation, cellular component: apical plasma membrane. Gene Ontology annotation, molecular function: protein-membrane adaptor activity; signaling receptor binding.